Lampris incognitus (smalleye Pacific opah) is the source of this 7332-nucleotide messenger RNA. RefSeq names its product signal-induced proliferation-associated 1 like 1 (gene sipa1l1). Bases 384 to 5828 code for a protein of 1814 amino acids. The transcript is spliced from 24 exons. The record is from RefSeq and is a predicted model, not a curated record. Gene Ontology annotation, molecular function: GTPase activator activity; protein binding. NCBI's taxonomy places the organism in Eukaryota, Metazoa, Chordata, Actinopteri, Lampriformes, Lampridae. Gene Ontology annotation, cellular component: cytoplasm. Gene Ontology annotation, biological process: regulation of small GTPase mediated signal transduction; activation of GTPase activity.
GGUGGAGGAGGAGGAGGCGGCGGAGGAGGUGGAGUGCGGAGAACCCCCCCCCCCCCGACACACACACACCUCCGUUUUUAAGAUCACAAUCGGGUUGGUUUGAUCGGCGGUAACUGCGCUCGUUUAACCCCAGCAGGCUUGUCAGCGAAGACGCCGAGGAAGGUGGGGGUGGAGGUGGAGAUCCCACAGCCGAUCUGUUCUUCAGUGGCUUUGACAAGAUACAGGAAUAUCACACUCAUGUGUCCGCGAGGUUCUCUCCUCUCCUCAUCAGUCGACAUAAUGCUGACCUUCAUCUGAGCCCCUGACUACAUCUAUCCAAUCCUGCACCCCAACCUUUCCUUCCCCCAUCUCCCCGCUCCCUACACCUUCCUCUCGGCACCAUCAUGACCAGUCUCAAACGUUCCCAGACGGAGCGUUCGGUCGGGGGCUCGGUGCCCGCUACUGAUGAGUUUUACACCCGCAGGCUGCGGCUGCCCAACGGUGGUGCUCCGCCGCCCCGCAGCGAGAGCGCCCACAUCACAUCUUCCUCCAGCACGGGCACCAACCCCGGUGUGCCGAAGAUGGGGGUCCGUGCCCGCGUGGCUGACUGGCCCCCAAGGAAAGAUGGAGGGGGAGCUGCCGUGUGGCACAUCACCGUUGAGACAGACUCUCCCAGCUCCAUCACCACCACCAGCUCUUCGGGACCGGGAGGCGGAGAAAGGGAGCGAGUUGCAGGAGGGGGUGGUGGAGGAGGAGGAGGAGGCGGCGUAUCUGCCGUCACAGCCCACAGUAACUUGUCAGCCAAGCUGGGUCACCUGAUCAGCCCUCAGGAUUCCUCUAUGCUGCGCAACAUUCACAACACCCUCAAGAGCAAGAUGCAGAGCAAGGGAAAGGACAACCGCUUCCUGUCACCUGACGGCUACCUGGGCUCACCCCGCAAAGGCAUGAGGCGCAUCCGCCAGCGCAGCAACAGCGACAUAACCAUCAGCGAGCUGGAUGGGGACAGCAACGAAGGGUGGUCCUUCUCUGGGUGGACACCCAUGCACCGCGAGUACGGCAGCACCUCGUCCAUUGACAAGCACGGAGUUUCAGGGGAGAGCUUCUUUGACAUGCUGAAGGGCUACCAGUCUGCUGAUGCCCCCGAUCAGCGCAGCCCAGCUCCAGAGAGGCUUGGCGAGAUCCUCACUGUGGCCCCCAUCAAACAGGCUGCCUUGGACCUGCCCGACGGACCCCUGGGGCCAGCCCGAGGAAGCCCCGCCAGCCGCCUGAAGGAACGGGAGAAGCAGCUGAAGAGGAGGUCAAAGUCUGAGACGGGUGGAGAGUCCAUAUUCCGCAAGCUGCGCAGCGUGAAGGUGGACGGGGACUCAUCUCGGGCCGGCUCAGACGCAGAGGACGGAGGUAAAGGGGAUGAGAGCGGCCCCCCUCCGAAGCCAUGGGUCUGCCAGAAAGGCUUUGCCCACUUUGACGUUCAGUCUCUUCUUUUCGACCUCAACGAGGCCGUCCAGAGCCGUCAGUCAGGGUCCAAACGCAAGAACACCACCACCGGUGCCUCUGCCGCUGCUGCCGCCUCAGCCUCCUCUGUCCUCCCCUCUGGUCAGAGCGGAGCCUAUGGAUCGCCAUGUGGUUCCCUGGAGGAGCUGAGCUCCAGGGAAGGGACGGGUGGAGGCCAUGGCACCAACCCAGCACUGGACCCGGGUGAUGACAAGAGCAACGACCUCGUGCUCAGCUGCCCGUGCUUCAGAAAUGAGAUCGGAGGAGAGGGCGAGAGGAGCAUCUGCCCUUCCAAGCAGAAGGGCAGUAUAGGCAGCGGUGGGAGCUCUAGCAGCGCUUCGGGCAGUAUGGAGGAAGGGCCCUUGGAGGCCACCCUCACUACUCACUUCACCAAUGCUGGCGUGGCUGUACUGGAGGUUUCCAAGGAUGGACAGAGCCAGCAUGCUGACAGGACCAAGAGGUACAUUGUGGAGCAUGUGGACCUCGGUGCCUACUACUACCGCAAGUACUUUUACCUCAGAGAGCACUGGAACUACCUGGGGGUGGAUGAGACGCUGGGCCCGGUGGCGGUGAGUCUGAGAAGGGAGAAGCUGGAGGAGCACAAGGACCACGGCCAGCAGUACAACUACAGAGUGAUCUUCAGGACGAGCGAGCUGACAACCCUGCGCGGGUCCAUCCUGGAGGAUGGCGUUCCCUCCACCUCCAAGCACGGUCUGGCUCGAGGCCUGCCCCUCAAAGAGGUGCUGGAGUACCUGGUGCCCGAGCUCAACGUUCACUGCCUACGACUGGCCCUCAACACACCCAAGGUCACGGAGCAGCUGAUGAAGCUGGAUGAGCAAGGGCUGAGCUUCCAGCUGAAGGUGGGGGUGAUGUACUGCACAACGGGCCAGAGCAGCGAGGAGGAGAUGUACAACAAUGAGUCAGCGGGACCCGCCUUGGAGGAGUUCCUCCAGUUGCUGGGCGAGAGGGUGCGACUCAAAGGCUUCGCCAAGUACCGUGCCCAGCUGGACACCAAGACUGACUCAACGGGCACCCACUCCCUGUACACCACACACAAGGAUUAUGAGAUCAUGUUCCAUAUAUCCACUAUGCUCCCCUACACACCCAACAAUAAACAGCAGCUGCUGAGGAAGCGUCACAUAGGGAACGAUAUCGUCACCAUCGUGUUCCAGGAACCCGGGGCGCUGGCCUUCACGCCCAAGAACAUCCGCUCCCACUUCCAACAUGUCUUUGUGGUGGUACGCGCACACAACCCCUGCUCCGACAACACCUGCUACAGUGUGGCAGUCACCCGCUCCAAAGACGUACCCGCCUUUGGCCCCCCUAUCCCGGAGGGCGUGACUUUCCCAAAGUCCUCUGUUUUUCGGGACUUCCUGCUGGCCAAGGUCAUCAACGCUGAGAACGCAGCCCACAAGUCACACAAGUUCCGCGCCAUGGCCACGCGUACCCGCCAGGAGUACCUGCGAGACCUGGCCGAGCGCCACACCACCAGCACGCCUAUCGACCCCUCGGGAAAGUUCCCCUUCAUCUCGCUGGCCCACAAGAAGAAGGAGAAGAGCCGGCCUUAUGCAGGGGCUGAGCUACGCAGCCUGGGGGCGGUGACCUGGGCGGUCCACGCCGAGGACCAUGGAAGCGGAGGUGAGCUGGAGGCCCUGCUGGCCAUCUCCAAUGACUUUAUCAUCAUACUGGACCAGGAGGCCAAGGCUGUGGUGUUGAACUGCGCCACCAAGGACGUGAUCGGCUGGACGCUGAGCAGCCCUGCCUCCAUGCGGAUAUUCUACGAGCGAGGGGAGAGCGUGUCUCUGAGAAGCGUGGGCAACAACACUGAGGACUUCAAAGAGGUGGUCAAACGUCUGGAGUUACUGACUAAAGGCUGUGAUACAUCAGAGAUGACGCUGCGUCGGAACGGCCUGGGUCAGCUGGGCUUCCAUGUGAACUACGAGGGCAUUGUGGCCGAGGUGGAGCCCUACGGCUACGCCUGGCAGGCGGGGCUACGGCAGGGCAGCCGGCUGGUGGAGAUCUGCAAGGUGGCCGUGGCGACGCUCACCCACGAGCAGAUGAUAGACCUGCUGCGGACCUCAGUGACGGUACGCGUGGUCAUCAUCCCGCCGCACGACGACGCCACGCCACGCAGGGGCUGCUCAGAGCUCUACCGCAUGCCUGUCGUGGAGUACAAGAGCAGCAGCAGCGAUGGCGGCUCCUUCGAAUACAAGUUCCCCUUUCGCAGCAACAACAAUAAGUGGCAGAGGACCUCCAGCAGCCCCCAGCAGUCGCUGACGGCCUCGCCCCAGCCCCACACCCCGAACCGGGCCGUCAGCCUGGGCAGCUCCAUGGGCAAGACCCUGUCAGCGGAGAGGCUGGAGAGGGGCGCCGUCAUCCCGCGCAGUGUCAGCAGCGAUGGACGGCCCAUGGACACCAAGAGGAUGUCUCCGGGCAGUGACAGCUACAGCCUGGCCUCCUCCUUUGCUCUGGGCCGCUCCCCUCACAACCGCAGCUCCCCCAGCAACCUCUCCUGCUCCAGCGACGCGUCUGCAGGCUCCGCACACUGGAGACAGAAGUCCAUGCCUGAACAAUUUGCUGGAAACCGUCACUCUCCCAUGUCCUCAGAGAGACAGGCGGUGGGAGAAGGCGCGUCAAGCGGCAAGGCCACUCCCAAUUGGUCGAGAAUGGAGGAAGGGGGAGGAGUCGAACGGGGGUCGACAGAAACGCCCGUCUCAAAGUCAGGUCCGGGCUACUCGGGAGCCCCCCGCAUCCAGAGGCAGGAACAAGUCAUCCACCUGUCUCCCAAGAAGGGCAGCCAGUCGGAUGGCCCCUACUCCGGUCACUCCAGCAGCAAUACUUUAUCCAGCACAGCGUCCAGCGGUGGCCACAGCGACAGUGAAAAAUGGUACGAACAGGGAGCUGGCGGCGGCUCCAGCGGGGACCAGGCUGACACCGAGCCCAACGGCCUGGGAGGAGGAGGAUACCUCCAGGGUGCCUCUGCCGACAGCGGCAUCGACACCAGCUCCUAUGGAGUUCCACACCACGCCCACCCCCACUCCCACCACGGCAGCUCCACUUCCUUGCUGGCACCCAGCGGCGGGAGGGAGGGCAGGGAGCGGGCGGCUUCCCCCUGGCACAGUCCCACCGAGGGCGGCCGGAGGAUGCUGGAGAGGUCCCCCGCUGCUGCCGAGUCCCCGGGGCUUCCGGGGGAGAGGAGCCUGGACGGGACGGGGCGAACCCCGCCCACUCACCUCCUGGUUCGGGACAGCAGCACCUACAGUCUGAGCGAUGGCGGAUCUCACUCCAGACACUCAGGCCACAGCUCCCCACGAGAGGAGUCCUCCUCCUCAACCACUUCUCCCUCCUCCCAGACCUCGGUGUCCCCGGGGCCCAAGACUUUCUACCCGCGCCAGGGAGCUCAGUCCAAGUACCUGAUUGGCUGGAGGAAGCCCGGCUCCACCAUCAACUCUGUAGACUUUGGAGACACACGCAAGAAGUCUCCAGGAGAGAGUGGGGUGGAACUGGCGCCCACCCCGGCACCCAGGCCCUCCCUGCGGGACAUGCAUUCCCCUCAGCCCCAUGCCAAGUCCACCAUGGAGGAGGACCUGAAAAGGCACAAUGCCCCUGACAGCCCCCCGCCGCCACCACGCAGACACAAGGACAAGUCCUCUCCGUCUGCCCAGCCCCCGAGCCGGCGUCGCUCGCUCCAUCGCACCCUGUCAGAUGAGAGCAUCUACCGUGGCCAGCGGCUGCCCUCCAUCAGCGACUCGGUGGCCGACCCGGCCCUGGGCUCCGACGUCCUCUUCAGUUGCUCCACCGUGCCACGCUCGCCCACCACCCGCGGCGUGCCCCUUCGACGGCCCUCAUACAAGCUGGGUGUCAAGCUCCACGGUGACCUCUCUGCAUCGGACACGUCGUUGGUUGAACUGGUGGAACGCCACCGCGGUCCCAUCCCGCAGGAAUUGAUGCCCCUGCCGCCCUCCGACAGGGACAGCCCUCUGGACUGGACACUCCUCGUGGAUGUGGCCAACACCUUUGAGAUCCAGCGAGGCUAUGUGUUUGGAGAUGCAAACCACCGGGGCAGCGGUGCCUCCAGUCCCCAGCAGCCCCACAUCGAGCUGCAGCCUGCCCCUCUGUCCAGGCCCUCAUCCAGCGAGGGGCACAUAGGGCUGGAGAGGAAGGUGACGAAGCUGGAAGCGAUGGUCAAGAUGCUGCAAGAGGAUCUGAAGAAGGAGCGAGAGGAGAAGGUGCGGCUCCAGGCCCAGAUCAAGAGGCUGUGGGAGGACAACCAGAGACUACAGGAGGAGUCCCAGACCUCAGCCACCAAGCUCAAGAAGUUCACCGAGUGGGUCUUCAACACUAUCGACAUGAACUGACCGCGGCGCACAUGCCGUCUUGAACACACAAACACAAAUACAGAAACACAAGCACAACUGUACACAGCCGCACACAGUCUGAGAGGGAGGCAUAUAAUAUGAGCAUCAUUCACCGCAGGUUCGAGGAUUUGUUUCCGAUUCUUUGACUGCUAAACUCCCGAGCAGCAAGGACACGUCUCUUCCUCAAGCUUCAGCUGAAGAGGUCGUUAUUAUCCCCUAACCCGUCCCCCUCAACCCACAAUCCCCUUGUGAUACCACUAAGGAUGCGACUCUGGGGGAAAACCAGAUGCCGUUUAUCGGAUAAUGAAGGACUUCCCUCUGUUCUCCUACCGUGCCAAAAGACUCGUCACCACAUGGACCUUUCUCUUCCCUCGCCUGGCCAAAAUAUUUUCACCAAAUUGCCAACAAACGGGAGCGCUGCUUUCCCUCGAAUCUUUUUUGAUCCGGGUGUGUCACUGGUCUUCUUUUUUUUCCCCCAGCGACAAAGAUCUCCCCCCCUCCCGCUUGCUCUCAGUUUACGGACUUCUCUUUUCAGGAUGACUUGGAUAUGUGACCUCCCAAGGUACUUGAUAGGUUGUGCUUUUAUUCACUCCCACCACCCCCAAAAGAGAAAACUUCCAUCUCGCCUUUUCCUAUCAGUGAGUUUGGACUCUAUCUGCAGUCUGUUGAAGUUGGUCCAACCUUCCCCAGGAGAGAUGCUCCCUGGAAUGCAGGUGACUUUAACACCGAGGUCUUUCAGACGUUAAAACGUCAAGUCAGACAGCCGGACGACAGUCCAGCCAGCCCGGCAUGCAGGUGUCUGCACUAACACACACACACACCACACACACCACAUUUUGACAACUCUGACAGACCGCAGGGUAGAUUUCCGUUUCCUUGUUCCACUGACGGGGGCUGAAGAAGUGCAGAGCUUCCCUGUGCUGUCUCCGUUUCCUAGCAGCAGAAGUUUAUCUGACCUAUUGGUUUCAAACUACGGCUUUUUCCUCUACCAGCCAUUGACUGAGAGGAGAUGUGCUUUUAUACCGGGUUUGCUCAUUACCCCCCUCUGUAUCCGUGAGGUCCAGGCUGCCAUUCCUGUCUAGAACUGCCGCACAAGUAGAGUCUUAACUCCAGUAUAUUCAGAAGCCAUCAGCAUUGGUGCCAUAUUAAAAACACUGAUGUCCAGAGUGCUUUGGUUAACUGUCCAUGUCUUAAAAGCAAUAGGAAGACAUUUUGACUCUUUCUGUCCCUCUCAAAAGAAGGAAAAGGGACGGGUUCGACUCGGAAUCAGACGUGUUGAACCAGGCUUGGGAGUCGGACCUGCCGUCCCCCUGCCACACACACAAAAAGACCAAAGUCCCUUCCACAUAAGCAAUCAAGACUUCUUCAGGUUCUGACGAGGCACACCCAACGAAGGGACGUGGAACAGAGAGGACUUCCACUUAAAAGGAGGGUUGAAACCCGACCGACCAUAAAUGACGAGACAUUUUUGGGCGGGUUGGGGUGUGGGUGGGAGGUGUUCCCA